Molecule: messenger RNA, 7328 nt
Organism: Lutzomyia longipalpis
Lineage: Eukaryota; Metazoa; Arthropoda; Insecta; Diptera; Psychodidae
Exons: 7
Coding region: 251-2362 (703 amino acids)
Source: RefSeq, a predicted model, not a curated record
ACUCCGGCAGUGAGCUUUCAGUUGUGCGAAAGCUCCGUCACAACGGUCGCUCUUAUUGUCCGGUAAAGACGUUCCCGGUGAAUAAAUUGUUGACUUUUCGGCAUUUCCUCCGUAUCAUCCGUGUGGGGUACACUGACUUGCUGGUCCUCCUCACAUUGAACACUUGACAGUUGAUCUUUUCCGCGUGAAGAAGUGUUAAACAUUCGGAAGUUUUGCUCUGAACUUUUUUUCUUUUUCAAAGAAGGAAAAAAUGGCUAAUUUUAUGUGGUGGAUUUUACUGAUUUUUGGCACAAACCUCAAUACGCAAGGGACCGUGGAAGGUCGUGCGGUAAAUAUUAGCAACACUUGGACACUGCCUCAGGAGGGCUUCUCCGUAUUCUACCGCUUCUUCCGGGACAAAAUCUCAUGGUUUGAAGCUGAUGCAGUUUGCCAAUUUCAUCAUGCCAAUCUUGUCACAGUUGACAAUGGACUUCAAUUUGAUGCAGCUCGUGCUUUUCUCAAGGAGCUCGAUGUCAGUGAACCCGUUUGGAUUGGCUUAAUGCGUCCCCAAAAUUCCGAUAGAUUCGUCUGGACAAAUGCAAAGCCUCUCGUACCAACAUCCGGCUACUGGGCGGAAUCCCUGCCAGCGAUUGAUUCGCCACUUUGUGCUGUUAUUGAUCCACUUCGAGACUUUCGAUGGCAUGCCCUCCGUUGUGGUGGCCCCGAGACUGCAGCAUUUUUAUGCGAACUCAGCGUACCAAGCUGGGCAUCCGAUUGCGCAAUCACAGCAAUGCCAUCGCUCACGAUCCAGUACAUGUCGGACAGCGGCACAGUCCAAUUAUCCCGUGACUGUGGCGACGAGGGAGGGCGUCAUAUGACGUGCAAAGGAAAGCAGGAUAGGGAUACAAUCCUCAAGCAAUUAAUAUGUACGGAUGAGAAUGCGGCGGAGAUGUCCGUGAAUAAUCUAAUUAUGCCGGAGGAUAAUGUCUCGGCGGCAAAGUCGAUUAAUCAUGAAGUGACAUCGGCAAAGGAGAUGGAAAAUGCAGAGUCAGAUAACACCGAAGACAACAACAUCGACGUGAUUAGGGGGGACAUUGCGACGGGUAAUGAUAAUAGCCUCGUUAAGAUCACCCUCGAGGAUCUAAUGGUGGGUGAUCAACCAAUUGAUGAGCCCCAAACCCUCCUCACGGAUGAAGUGACCAAAACACCGUCACAGAAGAAAGUCCUGGCGAUGAAUAAGAAGCCCUACAGUGGGAAAAGAAUGCGCGGCAGGAACCCCUUGGAUGACAUGAUGAUGGGUGAUCAACCAAUGGCAGAGCUAACAACCCCCGAGGUUUUACCGCAUGUAAAGAAAAUGCUUAAGCAAGAUCUUAAGGCUGAUGAAACGAGUCUUCCCCCCUAUCCAUCAGCAGAUGAUUCGGGAAAAAUUGUAGCUCCAUCGACUUUUAUUCCAUCAUCGGAGAUUGUCAGUGAUUCAACUUCCAGUGUUAUCCUCUCCACAACAACCCUGGCUACAUCUUUAGAACCCCACAGGGAGACAUCAACGGAGACACCACCAGCUGAGGAAACAUCCACAACUGAACAUGAGGCAAUAUUGUCCAUAACAAAUGAAAUUAUUCCAGCUGCCCCCGUGUACACGGAUGAGGGUACAGGGAAGAAUAUCAUCCAUCCAAUGCACAUCUCAUCGGAUUCCUCAAAACAAGCCAGUGGCUUUGUGAAGCCCCUCCAUCGGAAGGACAAUUCCCAACAAGUAUCAGCAGAUGAUCAUUUUAUCCCACCCAUGCUACUCGUAAAGGCCAAAUUCACUGCAAUGCCGCCAAAAUCUCACUUUGAACUCGCCACUGAAUCCACCACUAGUUCUGUAACGAACUUUUCCGAGGCAAGUGAAGUGAGGGAAACUUCCGAAGAGAUGCCAGAUGGGAAGAAAAAUUCAACAGAAGCAGAAAAUCGGGAUGAUUCCUCCACAUCUGGUGAUUUACCAUCUUCAUCACCAACGGUCUCACCGCCCGUGAACAAUGGCGCAAUCACCGACAAGUCGGAAUUAAUUCAGGAAGUCACCUCAUCACCACCAUCUCCUUCCCAGCACAGGGAGCCAUCCGUGGCACCAUCUGGUCCCACUGGGAGUGAUGGUGAGAGUGGUCGCGAUGGCAUCACGGAGGAUGCGAGUGCCGACACAACGCAUGGUGACAAAUCAACUUCCACGGCGACGGUGCAGGAGACAACACUCUCCCCAUCGAGCAGCAACUACCUUCUCGCCCAGCGACGUCUUGACUACGAGAAUAGUUUCUCCAACAUCGAAAAUUACCAUCCCUACCGGCCAAAUCGUCGGCGAUCUCUCACAAAACCCGACUCAGUGUCAUACUUGAAGAAGAUCCUCGGCUAAGGACCUGUGUGUAUCGCCUGUGAGGGAGCGAUUGUAAAAAGAAGGUAAGAGAAAAUAAUAAAAAAAAAUAAUGGGUGGUAGUGAAACGCGGGGGAGAGAAGAAGCGCGAAACGUGGAGAAAAGAAGAAGAAAUAAAAUACCCCAUAAUUGUAGGAAAUUUAAUAAAUUUUUGUCAAUUUCUCCACAAUCGAUUUAUCACCGAUGAUGGUCCUCCCCCCCUCGCAAAAGAAAUUUUCUAGAGACAACGCAACAUUUCUAUAUUAUAAUUAAAAAAAAUAAUACUUAAAUAUAUUUAUCAAAAAAAAAGAGAAAGAAGAUCAAUAGAGAGAAAAAUUGCCAAAAAAAACUGUAAGAAAGUACUAAUUACGUAAUUAAUUGAACGAGAAAAAGGAGAACACCAAUUAAGAAGAGAAAAUGAUGGGCAAAUAAAAUAUUAAAAUAUAGCAUUCACACACACACUCUGAGUCUGAAAAAACGACCCAAAUCCCCUCGAAAAGCCUCAAAUUUUGCGCUAGAAUGAAAGAGAACAAGACACUGGACAUACGCUCCUGAUGGGUAGUCGGGCACAUCUUGAAGAAAAUUUAUUGGGAAUUUUUCUUUAAGAAUUGGGCUUGUUUAAGAUCAAAUUUUUAUAAUUAUUUGAUAUUAAAAUAUUUAAAUUAAACACAAAAACAUAUUUUUCAAUCAGUUUUAUUUUUUUGGGUUCUAAAGAUAAUUAUUCUAGACUGGACAGUAAAAAUGUUUAGUUUGAAUUAUUCUUUAAAAAUUAAUCAGAUAAAUUGUUUCUUCAAUCAAGAAAUUAGGAUCUUGAAAUCUUUAUUCCAAAAUUUGAAUUUUAGUUUAAGUUGAAAGCUUUAAAAUUGAUUAAAAAUAAGGAAAAAUUAAAAAAAAAAAUCUUUUAAUUAACUAAUAAAUAUACAUAUAAUACAGAAUUAAGGAAAUAACUAAUUUAUAAAUAAUCAAUAUGUUAAAACCGUUAAAACAGAUUUUGAAAUAAAAUCUUUUUCAAGUCUACAAAAUUUUGAAUUUUCUUAAUUUCAAUUUUUCUUUUAAAAAAUCAUUUAAAAGACUAAAAAUUCUUUAAAAUUAAUUUUAUUUUUUUUUUCUAAUCCAAAAACUCUUCAAAUCAAAAACCUGAUGAAGUAGACAAUCAUCUGCGAAACAUCGAACACUUAAAAGCUUUCUUUUUAGGCUUUAAUUUCCACACAAACAAAAUUGAAUUCUUAAAGAAAAACUUCAAUUUUAAAACAUUUUUCCUAAGAAUUUUAUUUCUAACAAAAAGAAUUAAAAUUUUGUAAAUAUUUGUGCCACUUUUACUCCUCAGGAGCAACUACAUAGCACAGUGAAGUUGCAAAAAGAAAAUUUUUAAUAAGCGAAAGUAAAUAUUUAAGAGAGUAGGACAUGAGGAUGAAAAAUUACAAAAAUAUGAUUAAUUGUAUUUAGACAAGUUUUAGCUUUCUAUAUAGAUUUCAAUGGAACGUAUUAAAAUCAACCCUCUUUAUAUUAGAAUAAAUACUCCGCGCUGAUCCUCUUUCGUGACAAGUUGAGAGACACCCAGAAAAUUCGGGGGAAAUGUGGGUGCCCACCCACCCCCCCAAAAAAAAAAAAUAAAAUGUAUUAAAGUGAAAAAAAAAAAGAUAAACCCCAGUGGAUGAGUUUUAGGGGAAAUAACAGCAAGAGCAAGUCACGAGGGGGAUGGUAUUUUAUGUAAAAACUUUUCCUGUCUUUCCUUUUGUUUAGGAGAUAGGCGUUGUUUUUUUUUCUUUGUUGUUAAUAAAAUCGUCAAAACAACAUUUCCGCAAAAUCACACACAGUUCGCGCGCUUUUCACUUUUUCCACUCAUUUCGUUUUUUUUUCUUUCGUCUUUUUCUGUGUCUUUGUUAAACCUCCCCCAAACAGUCACCCACCAGUGCAGAUUAAUACCAUUCAUCGCCGAAAGACAAUGGUGAGGAAGAUCUCUGCUGGAUUGAGGCGAAAUCUCGACCAACAGAUUCUCCUUCCUUGAUACAAAAUGCACGAAUUUUCUUCUUCAAACCACCCACCACCCCUCCCAUUCGUACAUAAUCUCUUCAGCCAAUUGGUCUCACACCCCCACACAAGGGGUGUUUAUCUGAGUGAAAAUAUUCGAAUUAUUCGUCGAGAUUCGGUUUAUUCGUUAAGAUUUAGAUUAUUCCAAGAGACUUUGAUUAUUCGUAAAGAUUCAGAUUUUUCGGAUGAUUUGCCAAUUAGAUUCGGACUAUUCGGUAAAAUACGGAGUAUUCGUUGAGUUUUGGAUUAUUCGUCAAAAUUCAGAAUUCGUCAAGAUUCAUAUUAUACAUCAAGGAUAUUCAGAUUAUUUUCAAAAUUCUAACUAUUCGCAAAGAAAAUUCUGAUUAUUCGUCAAGAUUCUGAAUAUUCACCAUAAUUCGGAUUAUUCUUCGAGAAGAUUCAGACUAUUUGCUAAGAUUAAGAUUAUUCGUUAGGGAAAUUAGGAUUUUUCGUCAAAAUUCAGAUUAUUCGUUAAGAUUCAGAUAAUUCGUUAAAAUUCAGAUAAUUUGUUAAAAUUCAGAUUAUUCGUUAAGAUUCAGAAAAUUUGUUAAAAUUCAGAUUAUUCGUUAAGAUUCAGAAAAUUCGUUAAAAUUCAGAUAUUGUUAAAAUUCAGAUUAUUCGUCAAAAUUCAGAUUAUUCGUUAAGAUUCAGAUAAUUCGUUAAAAUUCAGAUAAUUUGUUAAAAUUCAGAUUAUUCGUUAAGAUUCAGAAAAUUCGUUAAAAUUCGUUGAGAUUUAAAUUAUUCGUAAAAAUUCGGAUUAUUCUAAAAAUUCGAACUAUUCGUCAAGAAAACUCAGAUUGUUCGUUGAGAUUCGGAUUAUUCGGCAAGAUUUAGAUGAUUCGGUAAAAUUAAUCGAAAUAUUCGACAGAUAAACACCCUUUGUCCUCACAUUCCCCCUCUAUGUUGCUCUUGAAACUGGUGCGGAAUGAAAUAAAACACAAAAUGAUGUGACAUGAUAAAAUAAAAUAAAAACGUGGAAACUUUAUGACCGACAAACGCAGUGAAAAAACUUUUCCGCUCAUUAGUCGUGGAAACUUUUUCCCCAAACCACCAUCACCCUCCCACCCAUCCAUGGGGUUGGUUUGCUACAUACAACAUAGAAGAGGAAGAAAAAUGAAAAUUUCUGUCCCAAAAAUCAUCCACCUCUCACACACACACAGCCAAAGGAAGAGCCCACAAACUAAACUUUUCCUGCCUUUUCACACGGCAAAAAAAAGCAAAAACUUUAUCCUCCCCCACACACUACCCCCUUUUCCCCUAACAAAUCCCUCCCCAAAACUGAAACACGUGCGAUGAUACUUGAAAAGAAUAUAAUUUUGUGCAAAACUUCCCUAAAAAAAAAGACGAAGAAGUUUUCUCAAAAGUUGUGGUUGCAGGGCGAGAAUAUAGGUUGCAUAAGAUAUAUACAUAGUAAGAAUUAAUAAAAGAAAAAAAAGACAAGUAAAUAUAGGGAGCAAUUUUGGACAAAAUAAAAUAUAUUUUGUCUUUUGUGAAGUCUACAAAAGACAUUUUAUGAAGAGCAAUUUUGAAUAAAAUAUCUUUUGGGAGACUUUUGAUAUAUUUUGUCGUCUUUUGUGACGUGUUUUUUCUUUCGAGUGGAGAGUUUCAGAUGGAAAAAAUAAGAAGAAGAUAACAUUCCUAUUAGGUUAUGUUUACGUUUGGGGCAAUUGAACAAUCUGAACUGAAUUAAUUUUUAGGGAAAUUAAGUCAAGCAUGCGUGUAGUCUAUUUGGUACCCUAAGGAUGUUGGGAAGAUCAAAAAACCAUCUGGCUUUAACUCAUCAGUUCGAUUUUCAUUACACCAAGAAAAUGUUAAUGAGUCACUCUGAUAUGAUUCUCUUUUACAUGAAUUGAUUGACUCAUAUUUUAUUGCAUUAAUUAGCCCUACAUAUUUCGUUUUUGCACAUAAGAAGUCGCAUCGGGAACAUAGGGAAGGGAUCUCUGAUCCAAAAUCCUGAUUAUAUAGGGUUAGAACUUGUCAGCGAUCUCCCAAAUUUUUGCCGGAAAGACAGAGAAAUUCUCCAUAACAUUUUUGCCCAACACCGCUAAAAGGGAAAAUGGACACAGCUAAAUUGGCUGAAUUUCAUAUCAUUCCACAAAUUCCCUUUGCACAAAGCUUCACAAUUACCCGAAAUUGCAUUAUUAUCCCUAUUUCGAGAAACAUGACAGAAAACUUUUAAAAAAUGCAACGCGUAAACACCAGUUUGACAAAAGAUUUUGAUUUUAUAAAAGCACCUCGACGAGAUGCUUGUAAAACACAAAAUAUUUCUUGUGUAAUGUAUAAAUUAUUUUGUGCAAAAUUACAAUUCUCCUAUAAAAAUCUUUUGUGGAGACGUUCUCACAAGAUUGUCAAAAGAUUGACACAAAAAAUCUUUUGUCUUUUGUCUAAAAUUGCAUUAAACGUCAAAAUUUUUAAGUUUUUCAAAAUAUUUCACCUAUUAUUGUACCUAAAAUUGCAAAAAUUUCUUUUGUGGAGAGAUUGACAAAAGUUUUAGAGAAAUAUUUUGUGCAAAAUUACAUUUAAUGUCAAAAUAUUUUGUAUUUUCAAAAUAUUUUGUUUUUUAUUUUGUCCAAAAUUGCUCCCAUAAUUAACAAAAAAAAAACCCAUAAAGUUUAUUGCCUAAUAAAUAAGAAGCACUUCGUAAAUUUAGACUUGACUUUCUAUUAUAAUUAAACACAAAUUGAAGUUUUGCGCAUAGGAAAAUACCAAAAAAAAACUUUAAAAAGAGAAAAUGUAAUGAUAGAAAAUCUUUGAAAUAAAUAAAUAAAUAUAUAGGCAAGUUUUCAGGAACUUCCAAGUGAAUGACAAAAAAAUGAAAAUAAGACAAUUUUUAUUCAAUAAAAAGAGACAAAAAAAAUGGUUGAAUAGAUUUAUUUAAAGUUGUAUUUCUGUUUUGCCUUUAAAUGUUUUCCAAAAAUAAAAUGAUUUAUCAAUAAAA